Messenger RNA from Aureobasidium uvarum, 597 nucleotides. Lineage: Eukaryota; Fungi; Ascomycota; Dothideomycetes; Dothideales; Saccotheciaceae. The record is from the annotation of a GenBank genome assembly.
AUGAGUCUCACCCACUACAGCUCAGCAGACGACGACGAAGACUACACCUCCAGCGACACAGACCACCUCUUCAUGAAAGAAUCUCCCCGUCGCUGCAGCACCGGCACUGCAAGUCCCCCUCGCAACAACAGUAAUAGCNGACAACCAACCCAUUCCACCACCAAAAACACGCACUCUAAGUCGCUCAACUCCAAUCUGUGUCUGUNNCGCAACCCUUCAGCCAUCGCUUCUGCCGCUUCCUCUGCUGCAGCAUUCAGCCCCGUGGAACCAGCCAUCUGGAAUGAAUUGCGCCGACUCUUCCACGCUGGAGAUCCACGCAAGCAAUUCGAUAUUCUGCGGAGAAGCACGCCAGUGACUGACGAACAAGGCAAUGGGUUUGUGCUCGUGGAAGCGAGGGUGCAAGCGAAAGAUGGGACCAUGGUUGCCAAAGGCGAGCCGUGUACAGAUAACGUGCUCUCAUUGAGAAGUCUACGCAAUGCCUUGAUUGAGACAAAGGGGGAGAAGCAUUUGCCGGUUGAAUGUGGUGAGGAGAUCAUCGCGGGUAGAAUCGAAGAGUUUGAAAAGGUGUGUUCGGCUUGUGGGUUGCCGCGGUACUGA